GUUCUGUUAAACCCGGAGAAAAACCCUUCCGCCAUCUCCGUCCCUCGCAGCUCCUCUUCUCCGACGGCUGCAAGUGCAACUCUCUCUCUCUCGCUCUCUCGCUCUCAGCUGGGAGCUCAGAAAUGGCGAAGGAGAAGUCUAAGCAUCUCGUCACCUCUUUCUCUCCCAAUGGUGAUUACUUUGCCAUCCUCUCUCCUGCCGGCGCUUCCGUUAAGAUAUGGAGUACAAAAGAUCAAACUUUCUUAACUGAGUGGGAGCCAUCGGAUGGCGAUGACGACAUCAGCUAUACAUGUUUAGCUUUGACUGUCAAAAUGAAGAAGCGUAGGAAACAAAGUACUUGCAUGUUAGCUGUCGGCACAAGUGACGGGAAAGUAUUUGUUGUUGAUGCAUUAACCAGGCAGACAAAGUGGACGUCAAAUGAAAGCCAUUUGAGUGGACUUGCUGGUCUUUCUUUUGUUGGAGGUGAAAAUAGUCUAUAUGCUGUUGGCACUGAUGGGAAGGUGGUUCUGAUGAAUUCAGAAAAUGGUGAAGUAAUUCGCAAUUUCAAAGCUGCAGAGAGGCCCAUCUCUUCUGUUGCCUUUUCUCGUGACUGGAAAGUUUUAGCUUUAAAUGAUGGUGAGGUGAGGUUAGUAAGCUUGGAAAGCGAACAGGAGCUUCUGAAGUUCUCAGAUGAUAUGGGUCGUUUAUAUGAUGUAUCCGUAUCUGAUGAUGCCAAGAGCAUUGUCACUUCUGGACGAAAGAACAAAUAUCUUCAGGUCUGGCGAUGUGAUGCAAGUUGCACUCUUGGAAAACCAACAAAGAUAAAAGUAAAGGCUAACGCAGCUGAAACCACAGUAGAAAAUAGGGAGACUGCUGAAAAGAAUCUCAGUUCUAUCAUUGCUGCUAAAUUUCACCUAGAAGUAGACGAAUCAAUGGCGGUUCUUAUUGCUCACGGGUCAGACGAUUCCCCACAAUUUAAUCUCGUAAAUGUUAGUAAUAUUGGAGACAAUAUUACUGUGACUGCUGCUGAUGGGGCAAGAGAUAAUCAAGAAGUAGAAGUUCCUGUAGAUGAAGCACCAACUCAAGAUGUGAAGUCAAAGAAGAAACGGGCUGCUUCUGAUCCAGAUAUUUCAACUGAAAAUGCAGUAGGUCAGAAAGAAUCUUUUGAUGGGGGCCUCGUUGAGGAUGAUUUAAAUGAACCAACAAUGGGAGAGAAACUUGAGAAAUUGAAUCUACUCAAUGAUAGAGAAAAAUUGCACAAUGAGAAACAAGGGCCAUCCCCUCUUGCACAGCCUCCGAGUGCCGACUCUGUUAAUGUUCUGCUUAGGCAAGCAUUGCGUGCUGAUGAUCGUGCUCUACUGUUGGAAUGCUUAUACACACAAGACGAAAAGGUUAUAGCGAAUUCAAUCUCUCUUUUGGGUCCAUCUGAUGUUCGCAAGCUUUUACAGUACCUUAUAUCAGUAGUUCAGUCAAGGGGGGCUGUGGUGGCGUGUGCUCUUCCAUGGCUUAGGAGACUUCUGCUUCAGCACGCCAGUGGGAUAAUCUCUCAGGAAUCUUCAUUCACUUCAUUGAAUUCGUUAUAUCAGCUUAUAGAAUCUAGACUCUCAACAUUCCAGUCUGCUCUUCGUUUAUCAAGUUGCCUCGACCUCCUUUACGCGGGAGUCGUUGACAUGGGAGAGGAUGAAGAAAUGGUACAGCCGGUGAUUUAUGAGGACAAGGACGAUAGCGAAGACGAGAAAUCAUCGGAAGGGGACGCAAUGGAUACUGAUCGAAGCAGCGAAGAAGAGGAGCCGACUGGAGUGCUAUCAGAUGGAUUUGGUGAUGCUGAGAUCGAUGAAAUGAGUGAUUAAGCGGUAGUCUCGGGAGCCCCCAGUAGAAUGUUCAAUUUUGUCAAUGUUGCGGUUUGCUCAUUGUACUUCUACCGGAUAAAAUAUUAAUAUGUUCACCAGUUUCUGGAGGGCCAUAGACCUAGGGGCCCCAUGGAUUGAAGGAAGAACGAAUAUUUCAAAAAUUGAAUCAACUCACUCCUGCUACUGAUGUAAGUUUACAUAAUAUUAGUCAUUGUAUGAACAAAGGUAAAGUCAAUUCAUUGAUCUUAAAAUUGAAGUUAUCACUUUA
This is a messenger RNA of Punica granatum (pomegranate), 2097 nucleotides long. The record is from RefSeq and is a predicted model, not a curated record. Lineage: Eukaryota; Viridiplantae; Streptophyta; Magnoliopsida; Myrtales; Lythraceae.